This is a messenger RNA of Lobosporangium transversale, 1340 nucleotides long. Its product is annotated as ubiquitin-conjugating enzyme/RWD-like protein. Lineage: Eukaryota; Fungi; Mortierellomycota; Mortierellomycetes; Mortierellales; Mortierellaceae. Bases 46 to 1290 code for a protein of 414 amino acids. The record is from RefSeq and is a predicted model, not a curated record. The transcript is spliced from 3 exons.
CCAUCGCAUCGCUCUCAAUCUUAUAAAAAAUAUAUAGAUUGUGACAUGGACUCCAUUUCGCCGGCAGCCCAGCGAAAGGUGACGCGAGAACUGUAUGCCUUAGAGCAAGACCCUCCAGAAGGCAUCCGUCUCAUUCUGAAUGAGGACUCCAUCACAGACAUUCAAGCCUGGAUUCAAGGUCCAGGAGGAACACCAUAUGAAGGCGGUGUUUUCAGGAUACGGAUCCAAUUGAGUGCAGACUUUCCAAACUCGCCCCCAAAAUGCUUCUUCGUCACCAAAAUAUUUCAUCCAAAUGUUUCAAAACAAGGCGACAUCUGUGUGAGCACACUCAAAAAGGAUUGGAAAAAGGAUUUGGGUCUUCGACAUAUCUUGCUGGUGAUCAAAUGCCUGUUGAUUGUUCCUAAUCCAGAGUCUGCAUUGAAUGAAGAAGCUGGACGUCAGUUAUUGGAGCGUUAUGAUGAUUAUGCAAAGCACGCUAGAUUAAUGACGAGUAUCCAUGCCAGAGGAAGAAACGAUAUUUUUAAACCUCUGUCGGCAUCUACAUCAACAGCCUCUAUUUCUUCUCCUUCUCCUUCAUCAACUUCAACUCUGUCAUCAGCCUCAUCAACAAAAUCAGUCUCUGGGGAAUCAAAUAAUACAACCUCAAACAUGUCCACAACCAUCAUCACCAGUAACAGUAUCAGCAAUGAUAGCAACACAGAUCUCGGUAUGUCUCAUGACCAUCAUAGUAAUAAUGAAAACCUUCCACAGUAUGAAAGAACUGUAGGGGCAACAGUAAAGACCAAGCAGGAAGAACAGUGGAAAUGCCUUUCCCAGGAAAGUCAUGAUAUGAAUACAUCAUCGGAUCAGACCCGUGCCACUAAAUCUCAGACUCAGGCUCAGUCAUCACAACCCGUUCAAGGAUCUGGUUGUAAUGGAACACCCUCUAUACCUAUCAAACGUAAACUGCCCCAAGAGGAUUGGUUAUUUGACCCUAUAGCCCCACAAAAACAUCAACAGAUGUUGGUCAGUCAUUCUAAUCCCAGCCUCAGUCCCGGCAUCAUCCCUAACCCUAAUUCCAGUCUAUCCGCUCGUCAGACGCUGCAAGGAUUAUCAGCAAGUCAUAACCAGUCUUCAUCUUCAUGGGCGAGCCCUAUGCUAAGGCACAUGCCAGGAUCUAUUAAACCUGAUACAAUGAGGGAACGAGCACUCGGUGGUAUUACCUCCGUCCGAACAUUGCAUGGUGUGACUUCCCUUGUGGACCCUAAAGGAGCUAUAGAUAGCCGGAAGCGAAGCUUACGACGGCUUUAAAAUCCAAAGCGAAAAUUGACUAUUACAGAAUACCAACAGUAAACAUUAAU